Messenger RNA from Antechinus flavipes (yellow-footed antechinus), 5986 nucleotides. Its product is annotated as tumor necrosis factor ligand superfamily member 10-like. The coding region runs from base 144 to 1100 and encodes 318 amino acids. Gene Ontology annotation, molecular function: tumor necrosis factor receptor binding. Gene Ontology annotation, cellular component: membrane. The transcript is spliced from 5 exons. Lineage: Eukaryota; Metazoa; Chordata; Mammalia; Dasyuromorphia; Dasyuridae. Gene Ontology annotation, biological process: immune response. The record is from RefSeq and is a predicted model, not a curated record.
GGGCGGGCCGCGGAGAGGCGGAGACGCUGAGGGGCUUUUGCUGGAGAUCGCCGACCUCGCGCGCACUUCGGGACUCGGAGCUCCCCGGCCCGGCUGCCCCGGCGCCCCCCUCGCGCGCCAGCCGCCGCCGCCCCGGCCCGGUCAUGGGCCUGCCGCCCCCCACCCAGCAUUAUUUCCGCUCGGACAGCAGCGACUCUUCGGCGUGCAUGAUGGGGACCUCGGACGACGCCGAGGUCCCGAGGAGGAGGCAGGGGAGGUCGGGCUCCUGCAGCCCCGUCUGGCUCGCGGCCGCGGCCAUGGCCAUCCUGGCGCUGCAGGUCGCCUCCACCACCGGCCUCUUCGUCUACUUCACCAUGUCCAUCUCCAAGUUAAAGACCCAGGCCCAGGGGAUUCCAGAAGAACUGAAGUGCCUCCAGCUGAUCAACAGCCUGCAGGAGAACCCGAACCUGGAGGAGCUGAUCAACAACCAGACGUGCCUCAAGCUCAUGGGUAGCAUCAAAUCCUACGUGACCUCGGUGACUGAAAACGUUCUCCUCCGGCGUUUACAGAAAGGCACCGCUACCAGCGUGGAGGGGCAGGCCCUGAUGCCACGCCCAUUCUCCAUAGGAGCUCAGCCCUCAGCCCAUGUCACCCUCAUCCCCUACACUGCCAGUAUGGAUAACCUUGACCACCUCGGGGAGCUGCCCCAGUCCUGCCGCUACCCCCUGCACAAUUGGGAAUCUCAAGGCCUGCUCUCCCAUCUUCGGAAUAUCACUUUCAAGGCAGGCACGCUGCGGGUCAGCCAAGGGGGCAAGUACUACGUUUACUCCCAGAUCUACUUCCGCUACCCAGCAGAGGCAGAAGGGAACCAGCUCACGAGCCAGCAGCUGGUACAGUGCAUCAGCCGGCAGACGGCCUACCGCCAGCCCAUCCUGCUCCUGAAAGGUGUGGCCACCAAGUGCUGGUCUCCAGAGGCCGAGUAUGGCCUCCACGCCAUCUACCAGGGGGGCCUCUUUGAGCUGAAAGCAGGGGAUGAGCUCCUGGUAUCCGUCUCUUCCUUGGCUGUGGAUGAUACUGACGGCACCUCCAGUUACUUCGGGGCCUUCCGGUUGGCUAUGUAAGACGCCUCUGGCUCCGUUUGGGGAGUGUUAGGACCCAGCUUUUCCUCUGAAAUUGACUUAUCUGAUUGGACUGCCUGAUGUGCUUGCCAUAGCCGGCCCUCCCGGGGAGCCCGGAACCAACUCCAACCCUGGGAGGUGGUGGUGGGCUGAGCUAUGGUGAGAGCAUCUCUCCGACCUGGGAAGUCUCCUCAUUCGGGCCAGGAUUCUCUUUGAAGUUAUAAUAAUUGGACUUAUACAAAAAGCUUUUAGCUAGCUCUUUCAGGCAAAAGAGAGGAAGGACUGUGGGUGGCUUUUACUAGGAGAUGGGAUCCCAGAUUUUAAGUCCCUCCCUCAUCUCAAAUCUCUGUCUUUUAGCCUUCAGAAACGGGGAAAAUUUUAACUGCCACAUUAAAAAGAAAAACCUGACGUUUUCUUGGAACCCCAGAACUGGCCAAUUUGGAUCUACAGAAACCCCUUAAUUAAGGCUGGAAAAACAAAACCAGAAAAAAUAUUUUUAGCAGAUCGUGCAAUCUCAGUCAGUUAACUUGAGUUGGCCUGUUGUAUUUUUAAGUAGGUCUAGUAUGACUGAAAGCCCUCUGCGAGGCUUGCAGAAAAGCUGCAGGAAGAAAAACCCUUUUCUGUGGGAUGUUCCAUGCUUCUGUCCCUUAGAAAGGCUUGUGGAAUCUGUCGUAGCUAAGCUAACUUCCUUGGCUAGCCCAGAUUCUCCUAAAGUUUAUGCUGGUACCCCAACAUCUUCAACAUGACAUCUCUGGCGUGGAAAGUAAGCUAAUCACUAAGCCACUCCCCCCGCCACACACACCUAGGUCCAGAAUUCUCAGGUCCUCUCCCCCCAAAUCCUAAAGUCUGCCAAUUUCUUAAAGCCCCUCUUACAGCCAAAUGGGAACCCCCCCAUGUUCCUCUCCCUUGUCUUUGUGUGUAAAAGCAGUCAUCAUGCACCCCGUGAGAAACCUCUUCCCUUCGGUCCCAGCUGCAGAAGAGUUGAACAGACAAGUAGAAAUAGCAAAAAUUCAUGAAACUCGGAAGGGCAGUUUUCUCCCAUUUUAAAUUUGGGGACUCUGUGUGUUUUUAAGUUGGAAUUCUGAUUCUAAAAUUGUACGAGGUGAUUACUGUUAACUAGUGUGUUCUACAGUGGUGAACUUUGGAAUUCUGAGUAUAAGAUCUGAGAAAUUUGUGUGCAAACACUGAAAUAUUGCUACUGGAAAUCUCUCUCUGUAUUUAAUUUGAUUUUAAGCAAAAACUGGGUACUAAACCAAAGUUCUCUGGUAACUUACUCAAAGAGGUCUCGUGAGAUAAAAUAUGUUUUAAGGUGUUAGAUUGUUUUCCAAAUUGUAUAUUGUACAAUUGUAAAAAUAUAUAUAUAUAUAUCAUGAGCUACGUUUUAAAAUUCUGUCCACCCUGCUGGACGUGUGCUUAUUUGGUUACGUGAAGUUUUCAUUCAAAAUUAUUUAGUUAUCAUCUAUAUUCUGAAUUUGAGAAUCAUCUUAGUUCCUUAACAAAAAAAAGAUUAUCUGCUGAUAUUAACUGAGUUCACGGGUUCUUUCUGAGAUUGUGGUACUGAUAUAAAUUAUUCUCCUGUUAUCCAAAACUGAUUUUAAAACCUAAAACUGGCUCCUACUCCAUCGAGAAAGGAAGGAUAAAGUGAAAAUUUGAUUUCAGUUAGCCCUUCCCAAUAUCCUUUCUUAGGGUGGGGAAAGUGAAAAAGAAAAACCCCAACAGAACCAGUCUUUCUACCAGUUAGCAAGGCCAUAAGACUUAGGAAAUGAGCUUGGGAUGGAAUAGGAAAUUCACAGACAAGAAAGAAAAUCCAGGUGUGAUCUUUCUGACCUGGGAGGUCUCCUUAUUCGGGCCUGGGUUCUCUUUGAAGUUCUAAUUGCACUGAUACAAAUAGCUUUUGAAUUUGAAAUUGGUAUUGUAGUUUUAUUUUAGAUCAGCUGGAAUAUGAGGGCAUAUUCCACACCCUUCCAAUGGCUACUAUUGUUAAAGGAAUAGCCUGUGUCUACAAGGUGUUAAGAAUUGAAUAUUUGCUUUUAUUUUUCAAGUUUGUAGUUUUAAAGCAAGUCAUUUGUGAUACUGGAUCAAAAGCUUAGCAAUGCUAGGAACUUUUAAGACAAGUUCAUUAUAGAUUUUUUUCAUUUUAGUUGACUACAAAGUCUCUGAUGACUUCUGACAUAAUUUUCAUCUGUCCUCAACAAAUUAUUGAAUAUUUAUUUAGCGCAUCAUGCUCUCCCUGUUUAUGAUCUAGAGCUUUUCUUAAAAGCACAGACAACUUUAGGUGUUUUAAGAUUGCACGGUGCUGAAGAAAUGAAAUCCCCCGUAGACAAGUUCAUCUGCAAGCGAAGAGAAAGCUUCCGUCCAUUGGGGAAUGGCUGGAUAAGUUGUUAUAUCAAAGUAAUGGAAUAUUAUUAUUCUAUAAGAAAUGAUGAACAGGCUGAUUUUAGAAAGUCUGGAAAGAUUUACAUGAACCUAUUCUGAGAGAAACAAUCAGAACCGGGAAGAUGUUGUACACAGUAACAGCAAGAUUGGGCAACGAUCAACUGGGAAAGACUCGGUUCUUCUCAGUGGUUCCGUGAUCCAAGGCAGUCCCGAUAAACUUUGGAUAGAAAAUGCCGUCUGCGUCCAGAGCGAGAACUAUGGAGACCCAAUGUAAAUCAGCACAUGCUAUGUUCAAUUUUUUUCCUUUUUCUUCUGUUUUUUUUUUACGCUCAUUUUUUGUUCUGAUUUUUCUCUCCCAACAUGAUUCAUAAAGAAAUGUGUAUUAAAAAUUAAUGUAAAGGGUAAAAAAAAAAAAAAAAGGAAAGAAAGCAUGCUAUGAGAACAUCUAGUUUUGGUUAUGUAGACUGAUCUGUAAGCCUUCUUCUAGACCUGAAGUCUCUGAUAUGGGAGAAUCUCUUGGGACUAUAACAGAUAUUCUUUUGAAUUUUGAAUUAUGAUUAUGUGAUGGAUAAUGAAGUCAAUCCACCAUUCAGAAGAAAGGCCAUAAGUUACUCAAAGAGAUGCCAUCUUGUACUUAUAGGUGGAUCUCCAUCUACUUGGGCCAAGAGCCAGGAGGACAUCCUUAAUCUCUGCUUAAUGUCAGAUCCUUCUUACUCAGUUUCCUUUGAACAAGCAUUUCCCACCUGAUUAUUCCCGAGUCUGGCUGUGAGGUGAAAUUUUUCUACAUGAUCGGUUGUCAACAGACUAUUACCUGAACUCAAAUAACUAAGGAUGCUUUGUGAUCAUGUCCCUGCAAAUCCCUAUUCACAGCAAGUGGUCAGCUUAAAAGCCCCCAACAAAAUGGAAACUCUUCCUUUUUCUGUGGUAAAUGACUGUUUUCCAUCAUUGGGUAGAUGGAUAUUUGAGCUCUUCAUCUGCCUAUUACUAGAGAUAUAUUUUAAAGUUAGCACAAACCAAAGAGGUUUUUGUUUCUGUUUUUGUUUUUCCCCCCUGAGGCAAUUGGGGUUAAGUGACUUGUCCAGGGUCACACAGCUAGGAAGUGUUAAGUGUCUGAGGCUGGAUUUGAACUCAGGUCCUCCUGACUUCAGGGCUGGUGCUCUAUCCACUGCACCACCUAGCUACCCCUUUAAAGACACUUUUUUCUGCUCCUUUAAAUGCACCUCCCAGGAGGAGAGCUCUCUCAAGCUCUCUGCCCCACUCCUGUCAGUGGGGGAGAGGAGAACGUGUGGUCAGACUAGAACAAACCUGAUCUCAACCGGUUAUCCUCUGUAGCCAAUGCCCAAGUCCUCUGAACAUUUUGGCACAAGCAUCCCGUCCAUAACCCCUGCCUAUCAGGUUCAUUUCUAGGCUUUUUCCGUUCAAAUGAUGAGCACUAGGCAGCGGGAUCGACCGGCUUCAGGGAUCUGACUCAGAAUCCCACUGCUCUUAUGGGCUCCUGUCCCACCCUCAACUCAGGCUCAGCAUCUGUCCAGUCUGGGAUCCCAUGGGAUGAUUCCGCUCUACGCCCAUUCCCAGGGGGAAGCAGUUUCAGACCAUGAGAUCAUUGCCCCAUACCUCAAAGGCCUUUGGGCCCCAUGCAUCUGGAGGGAAACUGAUCGUCGGGGCCAACGAGUCUCAACAAACUACUACCCCAAACACUAAUCUGAGUGGGCCUCAGGAAGGAGCAAACAGACGCCGUGCUAGUCUCCACUAUGGUACUCUGGUAGCCAACUUGGGCGCUCCUUCGGGCCGACUUUCUCUAACACUCCCUAGCGGAUUCCCUCCCAGUGUCUAUGCUUAAGCGUAACAUGUCUCUCUUCAGCAUCCUGUUUAGGGGUGAGCCAGCUUUUGAAAGAUUUCUUUUGCAAAUCAAAGAGUGGUGAAUGAGGUGACUUAUUUAUUCUCUUCCUGGGUCGGGAAGAAGCUAUUUUCAGCUAAUUCUAUUUAGCAGCUAAUUCCCAGGCUAUCUAGGAAGGAACUUUUUAGCGACUCUCAUUGUCCAUCCCCCAACCUCUGGGUAUCUUCAUGCAACCUUCUGAGAGAUUGAUGAGUAUAUUUUUAGCCAGGUGUUCCAUGGGCUCCAGAUUCUUCCCUCUUAUUUCUCUGGUCCCCCACCCCUGGCAGAACACCCCCCCAGGGGUAAAUUUCCCCUAUAAAAGAUGUGCUUUUGAUGAAGAUCUUUGCCAAGUUCUUUCAGGACUAAGGCCACCAUGAGGUUUUCCUUUCUCUUUCUCAUAGUGCCUUCCUUCUACUGGCACCAUUCUCCCUACUCUAGCCAACUUUCGGCAGUCUAACCCGCCGUCAAUGGUUUUCUCCCACCUUUCUCCUGGUUAAUUGUGACUUCCCCCGUCUUUUUCCUUGCCAACUAUACGCUCUCCCAAUUCUAUUUAAUAUUUACCAUUUCUGGUGUCUUUUGUAGCCUUUCAUUUUGUCUGUUUGUUCCCUUAAAUAAAUCUACCUUUUGCCAAAGAGAA